This is a messenger RNA of Purpureocillium lilacinum, 2838 nucleotides long. NCBI's taxonomy places the organism in Eukaryota, Fungi, Ascomycota, Sordariomycetes, Hypocreales, Ophiocordycipitaceae. The record is from RefSeq and is a predicted model, not a curated record.
AUGCCGAUCACAAAGAACAAGGAGGCCGAGACCCAGGCCCUGACCCUGGCCGAGGAGAAGAAGCAGCCCCAAGUCUCCGCCCCCGAGGCCGCGGGCGCCGACCCGCAGACCGUGCCCCGGUCGUCCGCCGCCGGCAUCGUCAACAAGAAGGGCGAGAUCGUCGACGAGUCGGACAAGGUCAUCGGCAAGGUCUCCGACUCCAAGGAUCUGCAGAGCCUGGUCGGUAGCUGCGUGACCGCUGAGGGAGACGUCAUCAACGAGUCGGGCGACGUCCUCGGAAAGGCCUCGCUCGACAGCGAGUACACCACCCAGGCCACCGAGGAGGCCAAGGACGCCGCCCAGACCGUGAGCAGUCUCUCCGGCGGCAAGGGUGGCGAUGAUGCUGAGAAGAAGAAGCCGUCGAGCGGGAGCGGCGACGACACCCCGUCCGAGUCUGCCAACGACGACGCCAGCAAGGCCACGGAGCCCGUCAAGGACGACGCCGGCAAGACAGCAGAGUCCGUCGACGACAAGGUGCCUUCCCCCGUCCAGCUCCAAGACAAGGAGGCCCCCCCAGCUGACGCCGCGUCCGCUGGCAAAAAGACCAAGGAGGAGAAGGGGACCGUCCAUGGAGGUAAUACCCCCGCCGAGAAGGUCGGCCAGGACGACCUGACCGAGCAGGCCCCCAAGCCCAUCGACGAGUCCGCAGAGGGCACUACCGAGGACGCCUCGAAGGUUGCAGGCGACAAGACUGAGCAGGCCGAGGACACCGCGGAGGAGGCAAAGGAUACCACUGAAGACACGCCUGAGCAAGCAAAGAACACUGCAGAGGAUAGGGCGGACAAGGCCAAGGAGCUCACAGACGAGGCCCAGGAGGCUGCCAAGGACAUCACGGACAAGGGCGAGGACGCAGGCAAGGACGCUGGAGACGUUCCCGAGGGUGACAAGCCCGGCGACGACCUCCCGGAGGGUGAGGGCGCCAAGGAUGCCGCUGAGGGCGUCGGCGAGCAGGGCGAAGGCGUCACCAAGGAAGGUGAGGAGGCCGGCGAAGCUGCCCAAGACAAGGUCGGCGAGGCCGGCGAGGAAGCCGCUGAGAAGGCCGAUGAGGCCGGAGAGGAAGCCGGCGAAAAGGCGGAGGAGGCUGCCGAGGAGGCGCCCAUCGACUUCUCCGUCCUCAAGGGCACCAAGGUCAACAAGGCCGGCAACCUCGUCGACGACAAGGGCGACAUCAUCGGACGCCUGUCCGAGGGCGACUCUAAGAAGCUUCAGGGCAAGACGGCCGACGAAGAUGGCAACAUCUGGAACGACUUGGGCAAGAUCGUCGGCAGGGCGGAGCCCAUCCCUGACAGCGAGCGCGAGAGCUCCAACAAAUUGUUCGCGCCCUUCCAGAACUUCCCCGACGCCGUCGUCGAGGCCGACGGGCGCGUCACCUCCGAGAGCCGCCAGGUCGGCACUGUCGUCGAGGGCGACCCCAAGCGCCUCAAGGGCAGCAAGGUGGACGAGGACGGCGACAUCCUCGACCGCCGCGGCAACGUGGUCGGCAAGGCCGAGGCCUGGGACGAGCCCGAGGAGGAGCCCGAGCCGGUCGUCGACCGCUCGCUGCUGGCCGGCAAGCGCGUCAACAAGGCCGGCAACGUGGUCGACUCCAACGGCACCGUCUUCGGCCGCGUCAUCGAGGGCAAUGCCGCCUCGCUCGUCGGCCGCAUGUGCGACAAGGAGGGUAACAUCAUGAGCGAGUCGGGCGACAAGAUCGGCAAGGCCGAGCUGGUGCCCGAGGGCGAGCGCGAGGGCUCCAAGGAGGGGCCGUUUGCCGAGCUCAAGGGCUGCACCGUCGCCAAGGAUGGCAAGGUUGUGACCUCGUCGGGCGAGGUCGUCGGGCGGCUGACGUCUGGCGACCCCAAGACGCUGUACGGGCGCUCCGUCGACGAGGACGGCGAUGUCGUCGACAAGAACGGUAACGUGGUGGGCAAGGCCGAGCGCUGGGAGGAGCCCGAGGUCGAGAAGCGCCGCGACCCCCUCGCGGGCCGCAAGGUCAACCGCGAGGGCAACGUGCUCGACGACGACGGCCACAUCAUCGGCAAGCUGACGAGCGGCGACGUCAGCAUCUGCUCCGGCAAGGAGGUCGACGAUGACGGCGACGUGGUCAACUCCAAGGGCAACACUGUCGGCCACGUCACGCUGCUCGAGGACAUCCCCGGCGAGUCCGAGGAGGACAAGCAGAAGCGCGAGCAGGCCGAGAAGGAUCAGAAGCUGGCGGGCCAGCUCGCCGGCGCCAUCGAGCAGUCGCUCGAGAAGAUCCGGCCCAUCCUGAGCUUGAUCACCAGUAAGGUCGACGCGGCGGAGAAGACGGACAAGGAGGACCUCGACGAGGAGCAGCUGGUGCGCGAGGUCAAGCCGCUCAUCGAGGAGGGUGGCAAGAUCCUGACCGAGACCAACGGCAUGAUCCGCGGCAUGGACCCGGACGGCCGCAUCCAGCGCCAGGCCAAGCACAAGUCGGCAACCAAGGACGCCAGCCCGGAGGAGCACCACCUGGCCGACGUGCUCAAGGAGCUCACCGGAACCGUCACCCAGACCAUCGACAACGCCAAGCGCAAGAUCGACGGCAUGCCCCACGCCAAGAAGGAGCUCAACCCCCUCUGGGGCCUGCUCUCGGAGCCGCUCUUCCAGAUCCUCGCCGCCGUCGGCCUGCUGCUCAACGGCGUGCUGGGCCUUGUCGGCAAGCUCCUGAGCCCCCUGGGCCUCGGCGGGCUCGUCCACGGCCUGCUCGGCAGCCUGGGGCUCAACAAGAUCCUCGACGGGCUCGGCCUCGGCAGCGCCCUCAACGCCCUGACCGGGAAGAAGGACAAGCCCAAGCAAUGA